AUGGACAACGAUUCUUUUCAGUUACAAUCGCUCCUUUCUAAUGUGACAUUUUUGUCACUGUCAUUUGCUACAUUGCUAGCUCUGAUUGGAGUUGUAACAGGAUUGUAUCUCGGUAAAACUAGAGGCCAACAAUGGACUCUUGCUUGGCUUGUUUACAAUGCUCUAACUCAUUUUGUGUUGGAGGGGUCCUUUGUCGUCUUCUCUUUGAGAGGGACCGUCAUCAACACAGAUCAUUUCUUGGCAACAAUCUGGAAGGAGUACGCUAAAGCUGAUCGGCGCUGGGGUGUGUCUGAUCCCACUAUUGUAUCACUUGAGAUCCUUACUGUAGGACUGGCGGGACCUUUAGCCCUGCUUUUAUGUUAUGCCAUUGUGAAAGACCAACCAUACAAACAUUUUGUACAGAUCAUACUGUGUGUUUGUGAAUUGUAUGGAGGCUGGAUGACGUUUUGUCCAGAAUGGCUGCAGGAUAGUCCCAAUCUGCGUACAGACAACUUCCUGUACCUUUGGGUUUACCUCGUCUUUUUCAACAUGCUGUGGGUAGUUAUUCCCCUUGCAAUGCUUGUCCAGUCAUAUAGAGAACUCUUCUAUGCAGAGGUUCAGAAAACGGUCAUCACAGAGACCACAACAACCAAGCUCAUCACUCAUAAAUAUAACACACGGUCGAAGAAAAAAGAUUGAUGGUUCAA
Messenger RNA from Ylistrum balloti, 686 nucleotides. RefSeq names its product emopamil-binding protein-like. NCBI's taxonomy places the organism in Eukaryota, Metazoa, Mollusca, Bivalvia, Pectinida, Pectinidae. The transcript is spliced from 4 exons. The record is from RefSeq and is a predicted model, not a curated record. Gene Ontology annotation, cellular component: membrane; endoplasmic reticulum. Gene Ontology annotation, molecular function: cholestenol delta-isomerase activity. The coding region runs from base 1 to 678 and encodes 225 amino acids. Gene Ontology annotation, biological process: sterol metabolic process.